Messenger RNA from Paramecium pentaurelia, 1603 nucleotides. The record is from the annotation of a GenBank genome assembly. NCBI's taxonomy places the organism in Eukaryota, Ciliophora, Oligohymenophorea, Peniculida, Parameciidae.
AUGAUUUUUUGGUUGAUUAAAACAAUAUGCAUCUAAGCAGUACUAGGAUAAAAAGGAUACUAGGAAUAUUAGAACGUAUUUGGAAGUUAAAAUGAUUUGUGUCCUGAUUUACAUACAUCUGUGCCCGGCAUGCAUCCGCAUUAAUGUGUUUGUAAUUAUUAGUGCAAUUAAUAGCUUAUGCCAAAAUUUGUUAAGGCGUUACAGAAGUAAUAAUAAAAACAGAAACAAAUGGAACUUAACAUAUAUGCCAUCCAAGAUUUCAACUAUAUGGAUCAGAAUCUAUAACUAAAGACACCUAAUCAGUUCAUUGUGGAUACCAAUUAGGUAUUUCAUUAGUAAUGGAACAGCAAUAUGAUGGACAUUAUAAAUACUAUUGCAAAGGUAAAAAUAGUUAAUUUGUAAUUAGAUUUUCGAUUUUAUGGUGCAAGUAUUUAAAGAUGUUUGAUAGUUGCAUUGUAAAAUGGUUAUUUAAAAUGUCUAUUUUGUAAAUUUCCAUACUUUGAUUAUGAUUGUAAAUAUGUUUAACUUGGUUAUAAUAUUUUAUCUCCAGGUACUCCUUUAACUUCUUAAAGUAUUUUAAUAUAAUUAUUCAAGAAUGCGAUGGUUAUUGUUUGGAAUGUGAUGAAUAAAGAAGUUGUAUUUAAUGUAGAGAAGGUUUUUCAAAAAGAUAAGCUGAUGAUAAUGGUUGUUAAUUAUGUAAUUAAAAUAUUACAAUUUGAUAGAAUGUUCGGGAUUUCGAGCUUGUUAUCUUGAUUCAUCUCAAAACAUAAUUGGGAAUUAUGGAUGCUUACCAGGAUGGAUGAUGCAUGAAUCUAAAUGUUAUACUUGUAAUUAUAUUAAUAAAUAAUUUAUAGCCACUAUUUAUUAUUGUGAACUGCCAUAUAAUGCUUAGUUUGGUUUCGGUUGUGAAAAGUGCUUCGAUGGAUUUUUUUUAGGGAAAGUUCAUGCGAUGGAUAAUUAUUACACAUAUUGUUAUUAAUAUGAUAAGAAUUGUCAUAAAGAAAGAUAAAUAAUAUAAGAAAUAAGAGAUCCAUAGAAUGAUUAUAAAUAUUUUGUAAUUUAUUAAAAUAUCCAUAGGUAGGGUGUUACUAAUGUGAUCCAGGAUACAUUUAAUUUGAGAGUUACAGUUAUUGUUAGAGUAACAUUUAAUUUAUCAAAUUUUUUAGAGAUUAGUUCUUUUAAAGAAUAUUGUAUCUUAUUAGAUCUAUAGGGAAUUAAUUGUAUAGCUUGUUAUCCAUCAUUUGCGUUACAACCAGAUGGAACAUGCAAAUAUUUUUAGUGUGAACCAUAAUGUUCAACUUGUUUGGACAAUGAUCCAAGUUUUUGUACCACUUGUGAUAGCACAUAAAAUGAAAUAGCUGAUAAUGGUAUCUGCAAAUGCAUACCAAAUUCUGGUUUGUAAGAAGGGAACUGCACACUUUGUAAGGAAGGUUAUUGUCAAGAAUGUGAACUGGAGAAUUUUUAUUCAUGUAUUUCAUGUAAAGUAGGAUCAAACAGAAUACUCAUCAAUAAACAAUGUAAUUGUUUAUUUGGUUAUUAUGAUCCUGAAAAUGAAGAUUAGAUAUGUCUCCGUAUAUUGAUUUUAUCAUAUUUUAGCCUGUGA